AUGGGGUCUCCCCGGAGGAAAAGGCUCUGCCUUUUGUUCCUGAUAGGAUUAGGAUUCUCUGUCAUUUUCCUCGGACAUUACUACACCGCGGAUUCGCCCCUCUGCGCCGGGACUGAAGCCAGAACACAGCAGCAAGAAACAUGGGACCUAGAAGGUACAGAAAUAUUGCAAGAUGUAAGAAAUCACGACUUGAUCAGAAGAGCCGUCAUGAAGAGGAGAAAUUCAACCAAAGAUGUGUCUAGCCCAAAGGAGAAGUCUAGAUCAUGCCUCUCGUCAGUAAAAUCCAGAGUGAAACACAAUCCCACCUUUGAGAAGCAGUUUGAUUUUGAUAUCCCUGUGUUUAUGUGGGAGCAGCACUUCACUCCUGAGACUUGGGGGAGACUGAAGGAUCGCAGUGUUCCAUAUGGUUGGCGUGAUGUGCCAUAUCCAGUUAUUGCAUCCACGUUGCAGCUUCUCACUGAGUCUGUCCACAGUCAGCUAGUCGAUGAAACCAAGUUCCUUAACUGUUGCAUCUGCUGUGCCGUGGUUGGGAAUGGAGGAAUUUUGAAUGGGUCUCGCCAAGGGAAGAAGAUAGAUGCUCAUGACUUUGUCUUCAGGCUUAACGGGGCAGUCACCAAAGGUUUUGAGGAAGACGUUGGGACUAAGACUUCCUUCUAUGGCUUUACAGUGAACACUAUGAAGAAUUCCCUUGUUGCUUAUGCGGAAUAUGGCUUUACACAGAUCCCACAGGGAAAAGAUGUACAGUACAUAUUCAUUCCAUCAAACAUACGAGACUACAUCAUGCUUCGAUCUGCCAUUUUGGGCAGUCCUGUCCCAGAGGGCUAUGACAAGGGUGAUAUCCCUUGGAAAUACUUUGGAUCUGAGACAUCUGCAGGGAAAUUCAAGUUGCUGCACCCAGAAUUCAUGCAUUAUCUUAAAGAAAGGUUUUUAAAAUCAGAAAUUAUUAAUUCUCAGUUUGGUCAUCUCUACAUACCCAGCACUGGAGCACUUAUGCUUUUAACAGCGCUACACACUUGUGAUCAGGUCAGUGCCUAUGGAUUCAUCACGGAGAAUUACAAGUUGUUUUCGGAUCAUUACUAUGAGCAGGAAAAAAAGCCCUUGGUGUUCUAUGCCAAUCAUGAUAUGUUACUAGAAGCCGAGCUGUGGAAGAGCUUCAAUCGAGUUGGCAUCAUUAAGCUCUUUCAGCGAUGAAGAUAAGUUGUUCUGUGGUGAGGGGAAACAAAGGGUGCAUCUUCCCUUAACUCUCUUUGUAUGAGAGCUCUUCUCAUGAAGAGGAGCCCCUUUUUUUGUCUCCAAAAAUGAAACUGAUCAGCAGCACACUCCAAGCAUAUUGGACAUAAAAGGACUCUGGGAAUCAUUCCCACUGGAUUUGGUAAAGACAGAUCCAUCUGCUGUUAACAACAGUGCAGCCAGGAGAUGCAAUCGCAUUUCUGCUGUACAGGAGAAU
Messenger RNA from Notechis scutatus (mainland tiger snake), 1447 nucleotides. RefSeq names its product ST6 N-acetylgalactosaminide alpha-2,6-sialyltransferase 2 (gene ST6GALNAC2). Gene Ontology annotation, molecular function: alpha-N-acetylgalactosaminide alpha-2,6-sialyltransferase activity. The record is from RefSeq and is a predicted model, not a curated record. NCBI's taxonomy places the organism in Eukaryota, Metazoa, Chordata, Lepidosauria, Squamata, Elapidae. Gene Ontology annotation, biological process: protein O-linked glycosylation.